Messenger RNA from Megalobrama amblycephala (Wuchang bream), 2288 nucleotides. RefSeq names its product Spi-1 proto-oncogene a (gene spi1a). Lineage: Eukaryota; Metazoa; Chordata; Actinopteri; Cypriniformes; Xenocyprididae. The transcript has 5 exons. Gene Ontology annotation, cellular component: nucleus. Gene Ontology annotation, molecular function: DNA-binding transcription factor activity, RNA polymerase II-specific; sequence-specific DNA binding. The coding region runs from base 256 to 1029 and encodes 257 amino acids. Gene Ontology annotation, biological process: regulation of transcription by RNA polymerase II; cell differentiation. The record is from RefSeq and is a predicted model, not a curated record.
UGACCUAUCAGAGGCCAGAUCUUUCAGUAAAGUCAGGUUAAUCGCUCAUGGGCGAUACAGGAAAUUUAGUCUUUUUCACACCAGGACAGUGAAGCUGAAGGCAGAAGAUUUUAAAAACAAGAUUUGCCCAUUUGAAAAAAGAUACCACAGUACAGCGCUCUUGUGAAGUAAUUUCCACGUUAUGCAAUAUUCUGUAAAUAAGUGUGAAACUGUGAGAUAGACACCACAGAAGAAGUUAUAUGAUUGAAGGGCUUCAUGUUGCAUUACAGAAUGGAAAGCUGUGUUAUUUCUCCUUUGUCUGAAGAAAUAAUUCCGUAUGACCAUGAUGCUCGGCCGAUAUAUGACUUCUACCCAUAUCUCAGUACUGACCCUGAGACUCAUCCUGAAAGUGGAUGGGACUACGCAAGUGUUCAUGCUCAUCACAGUGAAUUUGAGCCGCCUCAAGGAAACCAUUUCACUGAGCUUCAUCCCACCACAUACCGCUAUGGAGAUGUGGAGUCCUUCCAUCCAUCUGUAGAUACAGGGAUGGGAACACUUCUACCUGUGAUUCCUCCACAGUAUACAUACGUCCCCCACGCGCUGUACCAACGGUCCCCCCUUCCCCACUGCAGUACUGAUGAGGAGGACCCCGGGGGACGCAGUCCACCCUUUGAGGUGUCAGAAGGUGAGGAGGACAAUGAUGGGCAUCCGGGCACCUCCAGCACUCUAUCAGGAAACAAAAGGAAAGUGCGUCUCUAUCAGUUCCUCCUGGACCUUCUGCAGGAUGGAGACAUGCGGGACUGCAUCUGGUGGGUGGACAGAGAGCGAGGCAUCUUUCAGUUCUCCUCUAAACACAAGGAGACACUUGCCAGCCGCUGGGGCCAACAGAAGGGCAACCGCAAGAGAAUGACCUACCAGAAGAUGGCCAGGGCCCUGCGCAACUACGGCAAGACCGGAGAGGUCAAAAAGGUCAAGAAGAAACUUACAUACCAGUUCAGCAGUGAGGUGAUGAGGAGGACGACUAUGGAUAGGAGGCAGUAUCAUCACUGACACUCUGGACACAAAAUGUUUCCUUUAGAUCUGGUGUCUCUUACCUACAAUGUCAUUUUUCACAAAUUCUCUCACGUCACUGUUCUGCAGUAAAAUUGUAAUCUCAGGGAUACGUAAUAUGUAGCCUAUAGGUAAUAUAGGGAUAUGUAAUAUUUGGGUAGCUGACAUGGACAUUGACAUUUUUAACCACUUUAAAUCAGCUUUUUGAUUUCACAAUUAUUUCGCUAUACAUUGCAAUAGACCAGUGAUGUGACAAAUGGAUUUGGGGGGGGGGGGGGGGGGGGGGAGAUUCCAUGUAGUCUCUCAAUUAACAUGGUCAUGAAAAUGGCACAACAACAACAAUAAUAAUACAAUUUUUAAAAAAAUGCUGUUUAAAGACAUUUAGAUGGAUUUAACAUGUUAUACUGUAGGACAUUUCUAUGUAUUCAGCUAUUUUGACAGUUUCAUAUAGGUUGACUCCCAAAUGCUUUCAUACAAAUAACUAAAGCCUUAACUUAUAUUAUGCUUAUUAAAAAAUCUUUCCUUUUAUUAUGUGAAGGUGUCAAACUGCUAAAUAAAUGAACCUGGAAGUCAACUACAACAUCCCUCCCCGAGAAAAAAAAAAAUGCUUAUUUACUUCCUACUGGGUUUCUUGUAGUAUUUGUUAUAGCAGAACUGUUAUUGCAGUGAAAGGUAGGAAACAUUCUAGGGGACUACAACAAUUUAAGUAGCAUUAUUUGUAUAAUUACAUACUAAUUACAUGCUUAAUAUCAUUAUUACUGUGUAAUUACAUAAAAACAUGCAUUGAUAAGUACAGCAUGUGACAAGCAUGGAACAUUAUUUGUUUAUACAUGUACAAAAUUGUCAGUUUUUCUAUUCUAUUAUUGAUGUAUAACAUUUGAUGUUCAUGGUAAUACUAUUUCUACUAUGAAUUACUUCAUGAAAAAAAUAUUUGAACUAUUUGAAAAUUAUUCUGACAAUCCAAUAAUAAUAAUAAUAAUAAUAAUAAUAAUAAUACAAAAAUUAAUGUCUAAUCUCGUGACUUUGCUCUAUGCUGCCACCCACGGGGCAGUGAAUAAUAUGAAUUCCCCCAUAUACAAAAACAAAUUAAUUCACAGAACUUGUUGAUUUCCUUGCUCUUUAGGGCAUUUCCAAAGUUAUUUUCAUCACUCAAGUCAUGUUGCAAUUGUUAUCUUGAAGGAUUUGGUUUCUGUUUUUAAAGUGAAAUAAAUGGUGGGCAGAAAAACAAGAGCAAAAGAGAAACCAGAGAAAUCUUUAAA